Scylla paramamosain (green mud crab) is the source of this 6265-nucleotide messenger RNA. It is a transcript of the gene not, whose product is annotated as ubiquitin carboxyl-terminal hydrolase 22-like. Gene Ontology annotation, molecular function: cysteine-type deubiquitinase activity; zinc ion binding. The record is from RefSeq and is a predicted model, not a curated record. Gene Ontology annotation, biological process: protein deubiquitination. The transcript is spliced from 11 exons. NCBI's taxonomy places the organism in Eukaryota, Metazoa, Arthropoda, Malacostraca, Decapoda, Portunidae. Bases 246 to 1772 code for a protein of 508 amino acids.
CCCUUGCUAAUCAUUAAGAGCUCAUUUGGUAACUACGCACUCUAAUACAAUCCCAAGUGAUAAGAAGGCAGGAAAAUAUUUGAAAAUGGCGGUGGGGAGAGCCUUUGUUGUGCGCGCGAGCCACCAGAUGGGGUGCGGCAGGAGGCGGCAGCGUGGGCACAGGAGGCGACGAGGCGAGGCUGGACGCUCACUCCUCCACCACACACCUCCACCGCACCAAAUGGGAGCCUUCCAUCUGUGAAAUUAUGAGCAUGGAAGGAUGUGUUCACCUUUCUGAGUUUAAAUCUACAAAGGGGACGCAGCCCUUCCGCAUCAUCUACAGUUUUUUCGUGUUCUGCACCAGCAAGGCGGCGCGGCAGCAGAAGGCAAAAUGGUGUGUGUGUUCAGUUUGUGCAGCACAUGCGCCCAGAAUCCAUGCUUGCCUUCACUGCAUCCACUUUGCCUGCUACCAGGGCCACAUCCAGGACCACACUACCUCCAUGCAGCACAAUCUUGUCGUGGAUGUGGAGCAGGGCCAGAUUCUGUGUAUGGCGUGUGGCGAUUACGUCUAUGACUCGGAGAUCAGACGCAUCGCUGUCAACUGCAAGGAGAAGGCGCGGCGUUCCCUCGGGUUGAGCACCGAGUACCGGGCGUGGGCGCCGGACUCAGUGGAGAUGACGCUCCUUCAGGCGCAUCCCAAGAGGCGGCGGCCCACUCCUAACUCCACCAUAGGCCUUCGUGGGCUCAUCAACCUGGGUAACACGUGCUUCAUGAGUUGUAUCAUCCAGGCACUCACCCACACACCUCUCCUGAGAGACUACUUCCUCUCAGACAAACACGUGUGUCAGUUCAACAAUGACUCCACGCGCUGCCUCGUCUGUGAGAUCUCGAGGCUGUUUCAGGAGUUCUACAGUGGCAACAAGGCGCCGCUGAUUCUCCACAAGCUCCUGCACCUCAUCUGGACCCAUGCCAGACAUUUGGCGGGCUACGAGCAGCAGGAUGCCCAUGAGUUCUUCAUAGCAGCCCUCGAUGUUCUGCACCGCCACUGCCAGGUACCAACGCUCUCAACUCCAAGAGAAUUUUACUUGAGUGUUCAUGGCAACCCUCCCUCCAAUGGAGACUCUACGCACACAUGUUCCUGUAUCAUAGACCAAAUUUUCACUGGCGGGCUGCAGUCAGAUGUUGUGUGUCAGGCGUGCAAUGGUGUGUCCACUACCAUAGACCCUUUCUGGGACAUUUCCCUGGACCUGGGCCCAUGUCCAUAUGGCACCAGCAAGGCGGACAAAACUGUUCCCACCUCACUGGCAGAUUGUCUAGAGAGGUUCACACGACCAGAACACUUAGGCAGCAGUGCAAAAAUAAAAUGUAAUGGGUGUCAGAGUUACCAGGAGUCUACAAAGCAACUCACUAUGAAAAAGCUUCCUAUAGUUUGUAGUUUUCAUCUAAAGCGCUUCGAGCACAGCAACCGGUUACAUAAAAAGAUCUCCACUUUCAUCUCCUUCCCUGAGCACCUGGACAUGACUCCCUUCAUGUCUAACAGACGCAACAAUAACAACAACCACAAUGGCAUCACUACGCACCCCACCGACAUCAACAACAGGUACUCCCUGUUUGCGGUGGUGAACCACGUGGGGAGCCUGGAUGCCGGCCACUACACAGCGUAUGUGAGGCAGCACCGAGACCAGUGGUACAAGUGUGAUGACCACAUGAUCACCCGCGCCACCAUUCAGGACGUCCUGCAGAGCGAGGGGUACCUCCUUUUCUACCAUAAGCAAAUUUUAGAGUAUGAUUGAAUCUUUCACUGUUGAGCAGUGGAACUUUUUUUCAUUACUAGCCUCCACAAUAAUCUCAGCUGACUCUGAACAAGUCUGACGAGGGGGGGGUUAGCCGAGGGAUAGAGGCUGAGCAGCUUCCUCUUGGCACAGGGGCAGCUCUCGUCACCUCUACAAGUCUGUAAUACAAACACCUACCUGUAUGUAAUUUUAAAGCUAUUUAAGUUAUGGAUUUGGGAAUGUGGUUGACACAGCAUUAUUUUUUGAGUUUUGAAAGAUAUUCCCUAUUUGUGUACACGUAAACAACCACUGUAAGAAAGAAGCUGGUUCUCCUCAUUCCAGGCAAGAACCGCUGGCCAUGAAGGUCACGCAGCGGGACGAUAUUUACUCUACUAGUAUAUGUGUGUGUGGUUUGUAGUGUACUUGCAGACCCCAAGACUCACAUUUUAUCAAACAUUCAGGUUGUUGGUGUUCUUUCCUCUAGCUGCAGGAUUUUCAUAUUAAAGGGAUCAUUAUUGUCUUGGCUUGUCUUCCAUGACUAAACAAAUGGUGACAUGGCUCUAGUCCUCAAUUGUAUACAUUCUUCAGAGGCUUGGGGAGCAUUGCUGAAAGAGUUCAUCAGGUAUUUUCUAAGGUUUUUAUCACAUCCACUGUAAUAGUUUCAUCUUCAGCAUACAAAGCAUCAGGAAGACCUUAAGUGGGGGGGGUGAGCACAGAUCUCAUGUUGCAAGUGUCAUUAUCGAGCCUCUAGCAGAGUUUCAGCUGAGAACUUCAAUGUGGUUACUUUCUUAGGGACGAACCUGCCGGAUGCAUGGUGUCGGUGUUCGUCUCUGCUAAAUAAAUAACCUCAGUCAAGGCAUAAACUGUCGGGAAAGCUUCUAGGAGGGUGACAGAAUAAUGGGGGAAGGGGUAGACUACUGUAACGGUGUUCAGGAUUUAGUAUUCCUGUCUAGCUUGGUCAAGUGAUGUGUUAAGGUAAAGGUUUUCACUUUCAGGUUUCUCAUUCUUGAGGGAAAAACUCGUCUUUUGAAGGUUUGCUUUUGCAUGGGCAAUGUAGCAAUACCAGUGAUUGUUUUUUUUUAUAUAUAUAUAUAUGGAGAAAUUCUCUUAAUAGAUAGGCCCUUUCCAUUAUUUUGCAAGUGGAAAUACUAAGUAAGUUAACAAAAAAUUUAGACUGGCCUCUAGUAAUACUACUUUAAACAUUUAACAGUAUUAUGGGCAUUUUGUAAGGAACUUUAUGUUGUUCACGACGUCCAUGUUGGGCAUGUGUUCUUGAUGCUCUCCUGGAAGACUACUUAAAACUUCAGGUAUUCAAAGCCAAAGUGUGUAAAUUGAGGCCAUAUUGCAUUGCUGUAUUUCUUCCAAUCUUGCGUACAACUUUGCAUCAUUCACGAAAAGGAAAUAAGGUAUUACUGGUGUUUGUGUUGACUGGUCUGUGAGGCUGCAUUGCUGAAGAAGGCAGUACAGUGCUGCUCCCUCCUUGUACCUGGCAUCUUUCCAUUUACUACAGUUGCACAAAAGGUUUAGCAAAUAUGGCCUUGGAAUAUGGCCUUCAGAAUAUCUCACAAGUAAGGACAAGGUGCUCUAGCAUGGCCUUCUUGUUUAACGUCUAGCACAGGAUGCUGCUAGCAUUGUCCCACCUCCACGAGGCCGCAGCCAACAUACUGUCCGCAUGUAUGGGAAACUAUUUUGUGUGUUAGUGUCGUCAAGUAUGGUAUUUAUAUAAUUUUUGUUGACAGUGACUGCAGAAAAAGGCAUAUGUAUGUGGCAUAUGUUACUGAUUGUGCAGUGAGCAGAUGCCUGGAAAGUCUGCCAAUCCAUUUACGUUCUGGGUCCUGUAUAAUAAGCUAGGAAACCUGCCGGCAUCAUUGCGUGCAAUCCUCUAGGACUGUAAGUAGGCUUUUGUACUCUUUUGUAAUAGCCUGUGGGUAGGUAGUUAUUUUUAUUCAAAUUAAUACCUUUUGCACAGGACAUACUUCAGAAUGUUAGGUGCUCUUUCACACAACAUAAGUAAUUUAACAGCCAAUCAAAUACCAUGUCAUAAGAAUCAUGUCUGUCACUCCUGGGCAGGGUGAUGCUUUUCAUCUGCUGGAUCAUCUUCCUGAGAAUUAGGCUUUGGUUGGGAAGCUCCUUCAUCUCUAGGUCUUUGUGAGCAUCUGUGGGUUCAACUCUCCUGGGAAACUGGAUUGCUUGCUGAACCUGGUCAAGUGAGUGAGUGCUUGGGGAAAUAUGCAAGGGACUUCAAGUAAUAACCAGUAGUAAUAUGUGUAAUCUAAAAGUUGUAGGGAGUAUGUUAUUAAAUUAUCACUGCUCUGUGUGGAGAAGUAACUGCUGCACUGGAUUGCCCUUAUGUGUGUCUCCAUGCAUCACACAUUCACUGUUAGUUCAACCUAUUAUUCUUUAAACUUAACUCAUUCCUUGCAAUAAAAUUAAGACUCUUGUAGGUCAGUGUGAAUGGUGUUAUUUUUUUAUUUAUUUAUUUUAUUUAUUUUUUUGCAAAAGGACACCCAUUUUGGUUUAUCUUGAAGAUAUUUUUUUCCAGACUUAAUUUGACACACCGUAUGUCAUACUAACGAAACACCAAUGAAAAAUGUUUGUUAGAAAAAGCUCUUCUUGUUUAUUUUCAUAGAGGUUAUUCAUAAGGAAACAAAACACAAAAUUGUGGUGUGCCUGUUUGUAAAAAAAUAUCUCUUACCUACAAAACUUAACAUGAUCUAGUCUACACCUCUUCCUGAAUCCAUCAUAAAAAUAUAUAUCAGAAUACCGUAGAAAAAAAAUCAUUCAUGUGUUGUUGAAUUUAGUUUUGGAAAUACAUUAUGUUUUAUUACUUGCAUUACAUUCUUCACACCGUGUGCUCAUUGCAUGGAGCUCACCUUUCACAUAAUGGGGAUCUAGUGCAUAGAAACUCUUCACUCUCCUUAUUCUGAUCCUUUUAUUAAGCCAUGGAGCUGCUGUAUUGAAACUGCAGCAUAUUGUUCUCAUUAUGUCAAGAAUGUAAAGAGGUCGCACAAGUCUACAGGAAUUGUAUUAUUUUUUUCUGUGUGCGUGAAGUUUGAUAAGCAUUCCCAUGUUGUAAAAUCUGUUACAGUAUUGAGGAUACUUAGAUGCAGUUGGAGCACACUUGGAAAAGCCAUAAACAGGUUUUAUAAAAGAUUUCCUAUACAUUUUUGUUCAGCACCAUUGUAUGUGGCUGGAUGAUUUUCUGUUCGGUAGUUCAUAGGAGAGUUGGGGCGUAAUUAAUCUGUAAAAGUCUUCUAUUGUUUGGUGAAAAGGUGAAAGGCUAUUUAAUUUCAUGGUUGGGUAUUAUAAGUAUUCUUUCGUGAAGUUCCAUGAGUAAAUAUUUAGGGAUGAUGAUUUUUGGCUUGCUGUAAAUGCUGUUCCUAAAAAUUACUACACAUGUAGAUGGAUAUACAUCUGAUUUUGUGUAUAAAAGGUAAUUUUUCUACACAUUUCACAAAUACUGCAGUUUGUACCAUUACAGCAUAAGCUACAUACACAGCUUCACUUGAGGACCUCAAUGUCGAACCUUUCAUUGGAAGUUUGGUUGUUUCUUUACAGUGAUCUGAUGUUCUGCCAUUUUUUUUUUUUUUUUUUUUUUUAUGGUUAUGUAUUCAUAGAUCGAUUCUCUUUCCUGCAUAGAAGCAAACACGUUAGGUUUAAAGUCUGGAGUAGAACAAAUAAUACCUACGGAGAUGCAACUCCCUCGUCACAAAACAACGCUCAUCACAUUCUUUCAUUACGUUCUCCUGUAUCAAAAGCUGAUCUGAUCGUUUAUCUGUCUGUGUCCAAAAUGUUACAUAUCAUUUUGAGAAGUAUGAUUUACUCGUGUGAUUGUUCUUAUAAGGCUGGCAAGGGAAUGUCAUUGGGGCACAACACUGUUUGCAACACUAAUCCAAGGAUAAGAUGUGAGCUAUCCUGUAGAUUUGACGUAAUCUGUGGUGGCAUGCAUGGGGGUGUCAGACUGUGUGUAAGGCUAUUUAAAAUAAAGUGAGGUAAUGUAGUGGUGUAGGGUGUGUGUGUGUGUGCGCGCACGUGCGUGCAUGCAUGCGUGUGCACUUCAGUAUGAGUGUGAAUGUUUUUUUUAUUUGUGUAGAAGUUUGGUUUUUACUUUUUUUUUUUUUUUUUUUUUUUUUUUUUUUUUUUGAGUAUAUCAUUAUCUGUGGUUUGGAAGGAGCUCUUGAAUGCAAAAGUUUUGAUGUCCACUGAAAGAUUUAUUUUGGUUGUGAAAUCAUUGUGUUAAAUUUGAAUGAAUUGUAAAUACUACUGUGUUUAGUGAUUAAUCAUUGUGUUUUGUAACGAUUGGCUGAGUGAUGUGUGGAGGAGUGUGUGCAAGCCUGUGUAUGUCUGAGUGUGUGAAGAGUGUGUGUGUGUGUGAAUUGGUAUGUGCUGUGGCUGUGGAGUGUAUGUAGCCUUAACCUAUACCACAUGACCAGCCACUAUCUGUGAUACUUGGCAGGGUACAGGUCCCUGCCUUCAUGUCAUGGCUCAGUCUCAAUAAAGUUAAGUCACAGUCC